Messenger RNA from Pseudopipra pipra, 6916 nucleotides. It is a transcript of the gene ESRP1, whose product is annotated as epithelial splicing regulatory protein 1. NCBI's taxonomy places the organism in Eukaryota, Metazoa, Chordata, Aves, Passeriformes, Pipridae. The transcript has 14 exons. The coding region runs from base 479 to 2389 and encodes 636 amino acids. The record is from RefSeq and is a predicted model, not a curated record. Gene Ontology annotation, molecular function: mRNA binding.
CCACCCGCAAUCCCGGCACCGCGCUUGGCGUCCCGCCCGCAAUCCCGGCCCCCCGUUCCCGCUGCCGCCCCCGCCGCGCUGCCACGUCCCCGCCCGGCGGGGCCAAUGGGCGGCGGCGCCAGGUGUGUGUUACCUGCACCACGUGGGCCGGGGGUGGGCAGGUGGUGCCGCGGCCCCGCGCUGAAAAGCCCGCAGCCAUUGCGCGCUUCCUAAGGGUGCAGCCGGAGUGGGAGCGGCCGCCGCCCGCCUCGGGAAAAAGGGGGUGGGAAAGCGGGGGGAAGCCGUGCGCCUCCCCCGCGCCAGGUCCUUGGGGAGCGAGGCUGCAGGUGGGGGCUCUGCCGCUUGGGUCUCGGCUGGAAGCGCCUCGGGCAGGGAAAGUUUCCGCUCUCUUCUCGUCCCCUUCUCCUCCUUCCUUUCCUCCUUUUUCUUUCUUCUUUCUUUCUCUCCUUUUUAUCCUUUCUGCUGACCCUGUGGCACCAUGACGGCGUCUCCCGACUACCUGGUGAUCCUCUUUGUGACCACGGCGGGCACCAACGGGGCAAGGCUGGGCUCAGACGAGCGAGAGCUGCUCCAGCUCCUGUGGAAAGUGGUCGACCUGAGGAGUAAGGAGCUGGGGCACCUGCAUGACGUGCUGGUCCGGCCUGACCACCCAGAGCUGACGGCUGAGUGCCAGGAGAUCACCCAGGUGGAUGUGGAGAGCCUGGCACUGGCUCCGCCGCUGGAGCAGGCACUGAGACAGUUUAAUCAGUCUGUGAGCAAUGAGCUGAAUAUUGGUGUAGGUACUUCCUUCUGUUUCUGUACUGAUGGACAGUUGCACAUUAGGCAGGUUCUGCACCCUGAAGCUUCCAAAAAGAAUAUCUUACUGCCUGAAUGCUUCUACUCCUUUUUUGACUUGCGGAAAGAGUUCAAGAAGUGUUGCCCUGGCUCACCUGAAGUUAGCAAACUCGAUGUUGUGGCCAUGACAGAAUAUUUAAAUCUUGAUAAGAACAGUCCAGCAUUUCCGUAUGGAGCCUCUCAAGUUGAAGAUAUGGGGAAUAUUAUUUUAAGACUAAUAUCUGAACCAUACAAUCACCGAUUUUCAGAUCCAGAAAGAGUGAACUACAAAUUUGAAAGUGGGCCUUGCAGCAAGAUGGAACUUGUGGAUGACAAUGCUGUUAUCCGAGCAAGAGGAUUGCCAUGGCAGUCGUCUGACCAGGACAUAGCGAGAUUCUUCAAAGGCCUAAAUAUUGCCAAGGGAGGUGCUGCACUCUGUCUCAAUGCCCAAGGUAGAAGGAAUGGGGAGGCUCUUGUGAGGUUCGUAAGUGAAGAGCAUAGAGAUCUAGCACUACAAAGGCACAAGCAUCACAUGGGGAAUCGAUACAUUGAGGUAUACAAGGCAACAGGUGAAGACUUCCUUAAAAUUGCAGGAGGCACUUCCAACGAGGUUGCACAGUUCUUGUCAAAAGAAAAUCAAGUGAUUGUCAGGAUGCGAGGUCUUCCUUUCAAUGUAACAACAGAAGAAGUGCUGACUUUCUUUGGCCAGCACUGCCCUGUAACAGGAGGGAAGGAGGGAGUCCUGUUUGUCACAUACCCUGACAGCAGGCCGACAGGGGAUGCCUUUGUCUUGUUUGCUUGUGAGGAAUACGCACAAAAUGCACUGAAAAAGCAUAAGGACUUGCUGGGGAAAAGGUACAUUGAACUCUUCAGGAGCACUGCAGCAGAAGUUCAGCAGGUGCUGAACAGGUACUCUUCCACACCUCUCAUUCCUCUUCCAACACCUCCUAUUCUUCCAGUAUUACCUCAACAAUUUGUGCCUCCCACAAACAUCAGAGACUGCAUACGUUUGCGUGGUCUUCCCUAUGCUGCUACUAUAGAGGACAUCCUGGAGUUCUUGGGAGAGUUUUCUACAGAUAUUCGGACCCACGGAGUUCACAUGGUACUGAACCACCAGGGACGUCCGUCAGGAGAUGCUUUUAUUCAGAUGAAAUCUGCAGAUCGAGCUUUCCUGGCUGCACAGAAAUGUCAUAAGAAGACUAUGAAGGACAGAUAUGUUGAAGUCUUUCAAUGUUCUGCUGAGGAGAUGAACUUUGUAUUAAUGGGGGGCACUUUAAAUCGAAAUGGCUUGUCCCCACCACCAUGUAAGUUACCAUGCCUUUCACCCCCUUCCUACUCCUUUCCUGCUCCUGCUGCAGUUAUGCCAACAGAAGCUGCUCUGUAUCAGCCAUCCAUGCUCCUCAGCCCACGAACACUCCAGCCCUCCACAGCCUACUACCCUGCAGGGGCUCAACUCUUCAUGAACUACACAGCAUAUUACCCCAGUAUGCAGCAGAGGAUGGACUUGUACACACAAAUGAUCCUGCCAGGACAGUGUCCAAAGAAUGGAUUUGCAUUUAAAGGCCCCAGCAGUUAGACUUCCUUAGAGAAGGUAAGGAUAUGAACCCCAGGAGAUGGGUUUUGGGUGCAUCAUAGUGUUUGCUUCAGAUAACCACCAUAUUCAACAUAACUUUUCAUUUGCUGCCCUGGGAACACGGCUAGUCUUUCCUAUUUCUAGAAUGUCAUGCUGCAGUGUAUAAAGCCUUGGCUGUUAAAGCCAUCAUUUAAAAGAUUUUGACUACUCCAGUCAUUGUAAGGGCUGCUGCUUUACAUGCUUCCCAGGGCUUCAAAUGCAUGCUACUUCAAGCUUUAAUACCAGUACUGAGAGAAAGAUCCUCAGAGACAGUUUCCUCUGUGGAACAAAGUACAGAGAUGAUGUUACUUCUAGCAAUGCACUAGGAUGUAGUGUUGGUUAGGCAGAAUGAGCUACUUUCUUAGGUAACUACAGAAUCUGAUUUCUAAGCCUUGCGCUGAUGUAAAAUUGCAGCAAUGAAGUAAACUGUGUUUGUAUAACAGCAGCUACUCUCUUGCCUUUGUGAGCUUUCUGAUCAGGCCACUUGAGCCUUUCAAGCUUGGUUUACUUGAUCUUCUGUAUAGGAACAGUCAAAGGGUGAAGUCACCCAGAAAGCACUUGUGCAGAAAAAUGCAAGUUGAACUGCAAAACAAUGUAUUGGUGACUGCACCAGGUGCUUUAUCAUGUGCUGUAGUCUCAGAGGAAAGUAUAGAAAUAUAUUUAUGAGAAAUGGUCCUGUAAUCUUUAGUCCUUUAAAAACAUAUAGUCAAAGAACUUUUAUGCCCUUUUCUUUCCUCUGUUCAUUCUUCCCCUCAGUCUUCUGUUUUGUUCUCCUGCUUUUGACACAAAGGUAACUUAGCCCAGGGUAUAAUCUACUUCUGGGCAGAAUCUUUACCUGCAGCAUCACCUCACUGUCACCUGCUCAAGGUGUGCUGCUUUUGCAUGUGUUUUGCAGAAGUGACCAUUUCAAGUAGUUGGCUAACAGGCUGGCUUUUGUCUGGGCUGAUAAAGUUAAACUCCAUCCCUAUAGCUGACAGUCUGAGGCCAUAAUUAGGUGCUCAUUAGCAUCCCGGCCUAAACUACGCUGCAUAGCUUCCCACCCCGCAGCUGUUUGUCUGUAGUGGGUGUUGCCAUGCAGUGACUAGGCUGGGAAGCUGAUCUAACUGGAAGAUCCCAUGGGGGUUGCCUCUUAAUCCAUUUUCAGCAAGUUUACAUCUUAGCUGUGAGUACUUGUGUUGGCCCAGAGAUGGGAAGGUUGAAGUGAACAAAGCAGACACUGAGGGACAGUAAUGGCAUUGCUGUGUUGGAGUUGACUGUAAAACUUCACCUUGAGAGGUAAAAGGUCAUGUGAUAAUUGCAUUAAUUCUGGCAUACUCCUAGUGAAGCACUGUUAUCUUAAUAGGCAAUGUCACUGAAAUCCUGUGUGUGUAAGGUGAAAACUAAAACUUUGGGUUCUUCAACAAAUAUUUGAUAUUUUGGAAAUCAAAAAAUAAAUAUUUGCUUUUAUCAUGGUGUUCAGUGACCUGCACAACUCUUUCGUGCAGAUUCUUCCACCCUUUCUGAUGUUUUGAACAAACACAGCAAGCAUAGAUGGAGAUUAUCAUUACAUUCCCAGUUUUACUGCUUCUCAAGCCAGUUGUGCUCAAGAGAAAAAAAUCACCAGAACUCUGGAAAUCAGCAGAUGGAUCUCUGUGUUCAAGCUGAUGCACAAUUUUCAAACAUGCACACGCAGACCACUAAGCCCUUCAUUGAGAGCACAGGUGUUGAAAUCAUGCAAGUCCUUGAGGGUUUCUCCUUGAUAAAGUAUUCAGCUGCUCUUAACACAGACACAGUUUAGCCUCAACCUAAAAUUCUGAUCUCUUAUGUUCUUUGAAAUAGCAAAAAAGUCUUUUUUUGUCUAAUUUUGCACACAGUUCUGUUUAAUUAAAGUAUUUUACAACCUCUAAUUGUGCACUUGAUAUUUUAAUAAAAAAAAAGUGGGGUUUUUUUGGCUUGUAUAUAUGUCUAAACUGUGCAAAAGAGGCCUUUGUAAACUUUAUACGCAGGCAUAUUUUAUACAGUGCAGAAAUAAUUAGGAAUGUAAAAUGGAUUAUCUGAGGGGAAAAAUGCUGUAACUUUGUAAAAGUAUACGUGUGGGAUGUUAAAUGCUUUGUCUCUGAUUCUUAUCUUGUAUGCUUUUUCAUAUGCACUCAGGUAUUUAAAUUUUAAAAGGCUUACAGGAGUAUGCAUUUUCAAACUUUGCUCACUCUGCUUAGUCAGAAAACGAGAAAUGUAGUUAAUGUCUCUCCUGUGCUACUACUUUUAUUUUUCCACUUCCUGCUCUACCCACCCUGCUUGGUGUUUGACAGCCUUUCAUGCAAGAGAAGGAAUUGUGAUCUCUAGUAAGACCCAGCACCUUAUCUGCUUUAAAGGAGGGUCACUCAGGGAUGGUAGUUUGAGCUUAGUCUCUCUCUGAACUAGAGCAAGUAACCCAGCACCACAACUGUCACUCUUACCAGAGAAAUCAGGUGAUAAAUGUGCUCUUACUUAAAUAACUUUUAGCAGCCUCUGGUCUCCCUGCCUGCCCUGAGACUGGGCUUCAGGCUGAGGGUUAGAUCACUAUGUCUUUCCAUGGCAAUUACACUCAUUUCUACUGAAGAAAGGGGGAAGGAAACCCUGAAAUAAAGAGAUUUGUGGGGCUAAAAGUUGCCAAGUGGAUAGGUUCUCUGGCAUGUUCAAAAUAAAUAUUGCAGAAGUGAGGGCUGCAAGCACUUCGGGUUUGUGGUGCUUAGAGUCCUCCUGUAUUUAGUUCCCAUGAGCCCAAAUCCACAACAGUGCCUUGCUAUCUCUGAAAGGAAGUAAAGGGGAAUUAAAAAAAAACCCCACAAACAAACAAGGAUGGUGGGGUGGCAAAGUAGGAAAACUGUUCUAGACAAGUGAUAGUCUCCCCCUUUCAUUCUUCCCUUAUUAUUUUUCACUUCUCUUUUCAAUGUGCCACCCUCCCCCACUCACUACAGCCAUAGUAAUCUAGAUUUACAUUUUCUCCUGGCAAAUUAUCACACUCUGAAGUAUUUGACAGAGACUUUUUUUAAAAUCACUGUUCGGUAAGCACGAGUACAUCAAACAUGAUUUAUUGGCACAAAAUAUUUUUAAAUGGUAUUUCUAACUUUUCUUUCUGAGAAGAUGGUUUUGCCUUUCAUUUUGUAGCAUGAUUAUAAAUUAAUAGUUAUGCAUUAGCCUAUAUAAGCCACUGGGGCAGUGACGGUGGAAUGGAGUCUUCACAUAUUAACUGUGCAAAUACAGACAAUACAGUGGAUGGGAAGAAGUAGUCCAGAAAAGGCUUGGAAAAAUAAAUCACAAACUGAAUGCAACAAUAAUUAAAUGCUUCUGAAAAACAAAGGCAUACUUUAUGUUGGGUUACACACAUGAGCCUUUAGUUUGGGAUGUUUUCCAAGUGUUCUAUACAGUGCUGGUAAAACUUUAGCAAAAAGUUAUAGCCAAAAAUUGCCACAAAAAUUGCAAAACGUGGAUCAACUGCAGAGCGAACAGAGAGAUUGUGAAAACUGCUCCUGGAGGCCUGCUGAAGGCAUUGGGAUUGCUUCAUUUGGUGAAAAGGAGACUGCGGUAUGAGACCAGUAUAUUAAAGAUAUGGCUAUGAAGAGAGAAGGAAUAAAUUCUUCCCGUUGUGAAUGGGACCAGGAGAGAAGGGAUGGAGUUACAGAGACAGAUUAAGGGAUCAGAACAAACCUUAUAGCAGCAGGAGUUAAAUACUGCUCUGAACUGCCUGGGGAGGCACCACCCAGGUAAUCCUUUGGGACUGAUUGGCCAAGCACUCAUUAGAGAUGGCACUGGUAGAGCUGGUCCCACUGUCAGAUGCAGACAUGGACAAGAUCUCCUCUUCAGCUCCCCUCCAGCCUUGUUUGUGGUGAUACUGCUUUCUUCUUAGGACCCUGGCCUCAGAUGUUAGCAAGUGAACUGUACAUCUUAAUAUAUACAAUAUGAGCUGAGAAUUGUGUUAUUUUUCACGAGCUCUCUCGUAUUUGGGAGUCUUUAGACUCUAUUUUCAGAACUGAAUUCUUUAUACAGUUUUUCAAUAACUGUUUUAAUUGAUUACAGCUGGAGUUCAUUUAACCUAAAGCUGAGGAAAAUAAUAUUCCCUCAUUAUAAUGGGUGCAGGUUUUAGAAAACAGGCAAACUAGAAGUUAUGUGAUUUCUACAAAGGGGGAAAAUGUGUGUAUAUUCUGUUUUCUUUUUGCAAAACUAGGAAAGCUUUGAGAUUUCCCAACUAUCUCUGAAUAUCUCCAUUACUUCAGUUAGGAGAUUCUCAGCUGGAGGCAAUUUUAUUUAUUUAAGAAGGAAAGCCUGAAACUCCAUCAGUAAAGAUGAAAGUCCAAUUCCACACUGUAACUUUCUGUGAGAUUAAGAGUACUGAUUGAACUUGAGAUGUGAAUCUAUUGCUUGUUGGUUUGGAUGUGUAAAGAAUAUGUAAUAUGAAGGUAAUAACUGGAAUUAAUCUGAAAAAAAUAUGUGAAAAUAUAUAUUGUACUUUCAUAAAGACUAUAUUUAAAAUUA